Ogataea philodendri is the source of this 336-nucleotide messenger RNA. RefSeq lists its product as uncharacterized. NCBI's taxonomy places the organism in Eukaryota, Fungi, Ascomycota, Pichiomycetes, Pichiales, Pichiaceae. The record is from RefSeq and is a predicted model, not a curated record. The coding region runs from base 1 to 336 and encodes 111 amino acids. The transcript is spliced from 2 exons.
AUGAUCUUGUUCAUCUUGCUGAGAUCCAAACAGAUUCCUCUUCUGGUUGGAAUAAAUUGUCCCUCCAACGAGAUCUUUGUGUUGGUGAUCUUGGAAGGACCCAACAAGACAGUCAGCUCGUCGAUCGCCUUGUCUGCAUCGCCAUACUCUGGCGACAACAAGUCGUUCAGCUUGGACGUGGACGAUUGCGGGAACAAGAAUUCCGGGACGUUCGACCCAACUUUCACAGAAACGUACCCAGCACCCAAAAUCGAGCCCAACACAAAGAUCCCCCCAGUCUUGAGGAACCCUGACCCCGCACCGGAUCGGGACCCUGUGGCCUUGGGAGACUCCUGA